This is a messenger RNA of Manis pentadactyla (Chinese pangolin), 1732 nucleotides long. It is a transcript of the gene ZP4, whose product is annotated as zona pellucida glycoprotein 4. Bases 26 to 1699 code for a protein of 557 amino acids. The record is from RefSeq and is a predicted model, not a curated record. The transcript is spliced from 11 exons. Lineage: Eukaryota; Metazoa; Chordata; Mammalia; Pholidota; Manidae. Gene Ontology annotation, biological process: binding of sperm to zona pellucida; prevention of polyspermy. Gene Ontology annotation, cellular component: egg coat. Gene Ontology annotation, molecular function: structural constituent of egg coat; acrosin binding.
ACAGCCAGGAGGCUCCUAGGCUGCUAUGUGGCUGCUUCUGGCUAUCUUGCUCAGUCUCCCAUGGUCUCUUGCCUGGGGUGGCCAGCAUAGGCCCAAGGCACUGGGUUACCCUGGUGUUCUCCACUGUGGGUUACACAGCUUUCAGUUCACCCUCAGCCUUCUCAGCCAGGACACAGCGACUUCUCCCACACUCAUAGUUUGGGACAACCAUGGGCUGCCUCACAGGCUGCAGAAUGACUCUGGCUGUGGCACCUGGGUCCGGGAAGGCCCUGGCAGCUCCCUGGAGGUAGAGGCAUCCUACGGCAGCUGCUAUGUCACUGAGUGGGUGAGUACCACCCAGUCACCAAGAGCGGAGAGGAAGCUCCCUCUGUCAUCCAGGCUGGCUCCCCAGGACUCCCGCUACCUCAUGCCGAUAGGCAUUGAAGCAGCAGAUGCAGCUGGACGCAGGACUAUCACAGAGACAAAACUGCUCCGGUGUCCUGUGGACCUCCCAGCCCUAGAUGCUCCAAGUGCUCACCUGUGUGACUCUGUCCCACACUGGGACAGACUGCCAUGUGCUCCUUCCCCCAUCACAGAGGGAGACUGCAAAGAGCUAGGCUGCUGCCAUGACUUAGAGAUGAAUUCCUGUUACUAUGGAAACACAGUGACAUCGCGCUGCACCCAGGAUGGCUACUUCUCUGUUGCUGUACCUCGGAACGUGACUUCACCUCCGCUGCUCUUGAAUUCUGUGCACUUGGCCUUCAAGAAUGGCAGGGAAUGUAGCCCUGUGAUGGCAACACAUUCCUUUGCCCUAUUCCAGUUCCCAUUUACUUCCUGUGGUACCACAAGACGGAUCACUGGAGACCAAGCAGUGUAUGAAAAUGAGCUGGUUGCAGUUAGAGAUGUGAGAACUUGGAGCCAUGGUUCCAUCACCCGAGACAGUAUUUUCCGGCUCCGAGUCAGCUGCAGCUACUCCAUAAGCAGCAACGUCCUCCCAGUUAAUGUCCAGGUUUUCACUCUCCCACCACCCCUUCCUGAGACCCAGUCUGGAUCCCUCACUCUGGAACUUCAUAUUGCCAAAGAUAAACAUUACAGCUCCUACUACACUGCUGGUGACUAUCCAGUGGUGAAGUUACUCCAGGAUCCUAUUUACUUGGAGGUUUCCAUCCGUCACAGGACAGACCCCACCCUAGGGCUGCUGCUCCAUCAGUGCUGGGCCACACCCAGUGCAAACCCCCUGCAUCAGCUCCAGUGGCCCCUGUUGGUGAAAGGAUGCCCCUACACUGGAGACAACUAUCAGACCCAACUGAUCCCUGUCCAGAAUGCCUCUGGUGUGCCAUUUCCCUCUCACUACCAGCGCUUCAGCAUCUUAACCUUCAGCUUUAUGGACUCAGUGGAAAAGAGGUCACUUGGGGGACUGGUCUAUCUGCACUGCAGUGCAUCAGUCUGCCAGCCUGUUGGGACACCAUCCUGUAUGACAACCUGUCCUCUUGCCAGGAGAAGAAGAAGCUCUGACACCCAUAUUCACAAGAGUACUGCUAACAUUUCUAGCAAGGUUCCCAUGAUUCUACUGCAAGCCACUAAGGACUCUUCAGAGAAGCUCCAUAAAUACACAAGUUCUCCUGUAGACUCCCAAGCUCUGUGGGCGGCAGGCCUCUCUGGGACCAUAAUUGUUGGAGCCUUGUUGGUGUCCUACUUGGCCACCAGGAAAUGGAGAUGAGUUACUGAGACAUAAUAUCUCAAUAAAACCAGA